AAGCAAAAAUUCAACAAAUCUAAAAAGAAAGAUGGGUUUAGGAGAUAAAGCUAAACCAUUCCCAGUGGAGAUAAUGAAGAAAGAGGUGGUGGCACCCCUACGUUCUUCGACACUACUCCAAGAACAUUGGUUGCCAAUGUCCAAUCUCGACCUUCUCUUUCCGUCGCAACUCAAGUUCGCGGUUGUGUUAUGCUACAAGAAUCCUACAUUGGGCCCUCAAGCUUCCGAAAAUGGCGAUUCUUUUAUUAGUAGUUUGAAGAAGAGCUUGGCUCAAGUUUUGGUACCCUUCUAUCCACUAGCUGGCGAAGUGGUCCAAAACUCCGUCGGUGAGCCUGAGAUUUGGUGCAACAACCGUGGUGUUGAAUUCAUUGAAGCCUAUGCAGAUAUUGAGCUAAAAAAGCUCAACUUGUACAACCUUGAUGAGAGUUUUGUGGCAGGCAAGUUGGUGCCAGAGAACAAGCAUGACAUUCUUGUUGUCCAAUUAACAAAGCUCAAGUGCGGCAGUGUGAUUGUGGUGUGCUUAUUUGACCAUCGGAUAAGUGAUGGCUACUCAGCCAGCCUGUUUAUGGUAUCAUGGGCUAAAUUCGUUCGAUCUAGACCUCUCAGUUAUAAUAAUCAUCCCUCAUUCCGACGAUCUUUGCUAAACCCUCGUCGUUUUGGCUAUAUUGACACCUCUGUCCAUGACAUGUAUGGUAACCUUGUCACUACUCCUGAAAACACCUCUCCAAGCCUACUCGACGAUGAUCCUUUUAUCAUAAGUAAUCGCCUCUACUAUAUUAAAGCUGAACAUAUCAAGCACCUCCAAACCCUAGCUAGCCUAAACAACAACAACAACGUAACUAAGCUUGAGACAUUUAGUGCCUUCUUGUGGAAGUUGAUUGCAAAACAUUCUUCAUCUUCUGAUAAUAAGGAAAAGCUAUGUAGAGUGGCCAUUGUUGUCGAUGGUCGGAAGCUAUUGGCUGGAGAUGGAAGAGAAGAUAACGUGAUGAAUAAUUACUUCGGAAAUGUCCUAUCCUGUCCAUUUUGGGACAAGAAAGUUAGUGAUCUUAACAGAGAGCCACUCGAUCAAGUUGCCAAACAAGUUCAUGAGUGUUUGGAAACAGUUGCAAUGAAAGAGCAUUUUUUGGGAAUGGUAGAUUGGGUAGAGUCACUUCGUCCAAAAUCAGGAAUAUUUGGCUUAUCCAGCUACAAAAUGGAUGAUGAGCGAUCUAUUAUAGUCUCUUCGGGGCUGCGAUUUUCAAUUGUAGAGGUCGAUUUUGGGUGGGGUAGACCCAUUUUAGGGACAUUUCAGUUUCCGAUGGGGAUGCGAACAAUGACCAAAGGUGGUUACGUGCUCCCGAUAUUGAUCCCCAUUGGCAAUGGUGAUUGGGUAGUGUACAUGCACCUACAUACAUCACAGUUGGAGUUCAUAGAGAAAGAAGCAUCUAAUUUUCUCAAGCCAUUGACUUUUGAUUACCUUAGCUCAAGGGUGGAGCAGCACAUGGACCAGCGCAGCAGGUUGCGGCCGUACCAGAAAAAAGAAUGUAUAAACAUAAAUAGUAAAAUAUAAUUUCUAUGUGGCUAUAUAUUUAUUCCAACUAGCUAGGUAUGCAUGUAGCAGCUAAUGUGGCUUGAUAUGUCAUUAUUUACACAUGCCACAUGAAAUAAAUGUAGUAUAUUGGUAAAGUUUUAAUAAAUGUGUGUAAUAUACACUACUACAAGAAAAAACAA
This is a messenger RNA of Humulus lupulus (European hop), 1710 nucleotides long. RefSeq names its product coniferyl alcohol acyltransferase-like. Gene Ontology annotation, molecular function: acyltransferase activity, transferring groups other than amino-acyl groups. The record is from RefSeq and is a predicted model, not a curated record. Lineage: Eukaryota; Viridiplantae; Streptophyta; Magnoliopsida; Rosales; Cannabaceae. The transcript is spliced from 2 exons. The coding region runs from base 32 to 1549 and encodes 505 amino acids.